AUGAGAAAUCGUCACACUAUCCUGCUUCAUAAAGCAUCAGCACUGCAAAGGCCGUGCUGCUCUUAUCAACAUCGGAAUCUCAAACUCGGUCAAGCGCCUCAUUGUAUUCCCCCCAAUGGAUCCUGGCGGAAGCAGGCGAGUACUAAGUCACCCGGAAUAUCAGAGGCAAACAACUUUCAGAAGGAUGAUGCAAUUGGGCCGAAACCACUCAAUCGCCCUCUAGGGUUACCAUACCCUCCUCAGGUUGGGCAAAACACAGGAGUUGAUAGUCGAACGCUUCGCCAGCGCAAAGCUGAGUUUAUGAAUCACGAAAAGCACAUGGAACGCCGCAUUCAACUUGUGAUGGAGUUUUCGAAACCGUAUUUUCGUGAAUGGACCGGAUUGCGCUACCAAGAAGGAAAAGCUUUUCUAUCAAACCAGCGUAUCUUUAAAAGUGACAAAGCACUCUUCUUCCCAAACCUUUUUGGACGAACGCUAGAUCGGUUGAAUCCGUUACAGCAUACCACCCCAGUAUUUCGAGGGAAAAUCUCUAUUGUCAGUGUCUUCUCAAGUCUCUGGGCAGAACAGCAAGCUGCUUCUUUUGUUGGUAUAAAGCAGAACCCAACGUUGCAUCAGAUACUUCAAGGGUCGAAUGAACUUGUGCAGCAAGUACAAAUCAAUGUCGAGGAUAAUUGGUUAAAGGCUCUUCUUAUCAGGAGCUUCACGUCAAGACUGCGAAAGAAAUUACCUGAAGCACAACAUGGCAAGUACUUUCUAGUGACGAAAGGGUUUACAGAUCAAUUGAAGGAGCAAAUCGGGAUCAUAAACGGCAAGGUUGGAUACGUAUAUCUUUUGGAUGAAGUUUGCCGAAUUAGGUGGGCCGGCAACAGCGUUGCCACUCCACCUGAGAUGGAAUCUCUUAAUAAUGGUCUGCGAAGACUGGUUGAAGAAAAGCGGAGGAACAUGAGCAUAGGUCAAUGA
Coccidioides posadasii C735 delta SOWgp is the source of this 960-nucleotide messenger RNA. RefSeq names its product Mitochondrial ATPase complex subunit atp10 (gene ATP10). Gene Ontology annotation, cellular component: mitochondrial inner membrane. The record is from RefSeq and is a predicted model, not a curated record. NCBI's taxonomy places the organism in Eukaryota, Fungi, Ascomycota, Eurotiomycetes, Onygenales, Onygenaceae. Gene Ontology annotation, biological process: mitochondrial proton-transporting ATP synthase complex assembly.